This is a messenger RNA of Candidula unifasciata, 429 nucleotides long. The record is from the annotation of a GenBank genome assembly. Lineage: Eukaryota; Metazoa; Mollusca; Gastropoda; Stylommatophora; Geomitridae.
AUGUCUUACAUGCUUCAGCACUUGCACAAUGGCUGGCAGGUCGACCAGGCCAUUCUGUCAGAGGAAGACAGAGUGGUAGUUAUACGUUUCGGCCACGAUUGGGACCCCACUUGUAUGGUGAUGGAUGAGACCCUGUACAAAUGUGCAGAUAAGAUGAAGAAUUUUGCUGUUUGCUAUCUUGUGGAUAUUACAGAGGUUCCAGACUUUAACAAGAUGUAUGAAUUGUACGACCCGUGCACAAUUAUGUUUUUCUAUCGCAACAAACACAUCAUGAUUGAUUUGGGAACAGGUAACAACAACAAGAUCAACUGGUCAAUGGAGGAUGUGCAGGAGUUUAUAGACAUUGUGGAAACAGUUUACAGAGGAGCCAGGAAAGGCAGAGGUCUCGUAGUGUCGCCCAAGGAUUAUUCGACAAAAUAUCGAUAUUAA